AUGGAGGUUGUAUGUGCAAUCAUUAGUCCUAUUGUUGAAUCUUUCAUUGCUCCUGUCAAGAAACAACUGGGAUAUAUUUUUUUCUCCACAAAACUUGUUAGGAACAUGAAUACCAAAAUGAAGCAACUGCAUGGUAUGAUCCUUGAUGUCAAAAAGAACAUGGAAACAAGCAACAUAAGCAAUCUGGAAAUACCUGCUCGUGUACCAGGGUGGUUGGCAGAUGUCGAAAAGACUAAAGAAAAAGCUCAAAGCAUUGCAAGUACUGGGAAUGGAUGUUUUAACAUGAAAAUGAGGUACAAAGCAGGAAGGAAUGCAUUCAAGAUCAUGGAGGAGAUGGAUAGUCUUAUUGAUAUAAAUAAUAAGAUAACUUGGAGUGAUGCUCAAAGACCUCUUGGGAAAGUGAACUUGAAAAUCGCAUCCAGCUCUGCACCUUCGGAUGGUGAUGCCCAAAAUCACUUCAAAUCAAGAGAGAAGUCUUUUAAGAAAGCCUUGGAGUCCCUCCAACAAGAUCACAUGAGCAAAGUGAUAGCCAUAUGUGGAAUGGGUGGUGUGGGGAAAACCACUAUGAUGGAACAACUGAAGAAGACUGCAGAAGAUAAGAAAAUGUUUGAUUGGAUUGUGAAGGUGGUUAUUGGUCAACAACUUAACAUGUUUUCUAUUCAACAAGCUGUGGCAGAAUACAUGGGCCAAUCCCUCACUGAAACCAGUAAAACUGCAAGAGCAGAUCGUCUGCGUAUAACAUUUGAGAACCUCCCAGAGGGUAGAAGAAAUGUUUUAAUGAUAUUAGAUGAUGUAUGGGAGACGAUUGAACUUAAAAAUAUCGGAUUAAGUCCUUUGCCCAAUGGCUUCAAGUUGUUGCUGACAUCACGAAACCAAAAUAUUUGCAAUAAAAUUGCAGUAGAAGCUGAUUUGGAUUUGACACUAGUUAGAGUGGAUGUGAUGGAGGAGCUCGAAGCCCAGAAUUUCUUUUGUCAAAUCACAGGAGUUUCAAAACGACAUGAUGUGGACCUCAAUCAAAUCGGAAGUGACAUUGUGAGAAGAUGCGGUUUUUUGCCCCUUGCUAUUAAACUCAUUGCCACAACCCUUAAAUCUCAAGAAGUGUUUGUAUGGAGAGAUACGUUUCAACGUUUGAAGAAGAACAAUCUUGAUGAGAAUGUGCAAGAAGUUAUUCAGAUAAGCUAUAAUUAUAUAAAAACAGAGGAUGAAAAGGCGAUUUUUCUUCUGUGUGGCUUGUUUCCUGAUGACUUUGAUAUUCCAAUAGAAGAACUCACAAGAUAUGCAUGGGGUCUAAAGUUACUAAGUGAAGUUUCUACUUUGGGAGAUGCAAGAAACAGGACAAAAACGUGUGUGCAGAAUCUCAAAAGUGCAAAUUUGUUGAUGGAUAGCGAUUAUCUUGGGUGUGUAAAAAUGCAUGAUCUUGUGCUUGCUUUUGUGUUAGGUAAAUUUUCUAAAGGUGACGAUCCAUGGAUGAUUAAUCAUGGUGAUAUUUCAAAGUUGAGUACAGCUGGAAGGAGCGAUUCUUGCAAAAGAGUAUCUGUUACUUGCACGGGUAUGUCUGAGAUUCAUAGAGACGUGUGGUACCCGAAUGUAUCACUUUUGAGACUUAUGCAUGGAGAUAAGUCUCUUAAGUUUCCUGAAGACUUUUAUGAAAGAAUAGAAAAUAUUGAAGUUAUAGCAUAUGAAAAAAUGCAUAAUCCGUUGCUUCCUAGAUCACUUCAGUGCUCCACCAAGCUACAAACACUCAUUCUCCAUCAGUGCCGAUUGAUGUUUGAUUUCUCUUUUAUUGGUGAACUUUUGAAUCUGGAAGUGCUCAGUUUUGCUCAUUGUGGCAUCACAAAUUUACCAUCCGCAAUCGGAAAUUUGAAGGAGUUAAAGCUACUGGAUUUGUCGGGUUGUGUCAAUCUUCGCAUUGAUGAUGGUGUCUUAAAAAAUUUGGCUAAGCUUGAAGAGCUUUAUAUGAGAGUUGAUAAUAAAAAGGCAAUUGGGUUCACAGACAGUAAUCAUGCUGAAUUAGCAGAACUUUCAGAGCACCUUUCUGCACUAGAAGUUGAGUUCUUUGAUAAUAAUGGUAUGCCCAAGAACAUGCUGUUUAAGAAACUUGAAAGGUUCAGGAUCUCUGUGGGACGUAGUUUAGAAGACAAUACUGGCAAAAAUAUGCACUCAUUUGAAAACACAUUGAUGUUGGUCACUAACAAAGAUAAGCUAUUGGAAUCUAGAAUGAAUGAGUUGUUUGAGAAAACGGAGGUGCUAUAUUUGGAGGUGGAUGGUAUGAAUGAUCUUGAAGAAGUUUUACUGGAAUCAAUCCAUCUUCCUCGACAGGCAUUUAAUAAUCUAAGAGUCCUUAAUGUUUUCAAGUGUAAAAAUUUAAAAUACCUCUUCACAGUCCCUAUUGUAAAUGGUUUGGUGAAGCUUGAGCGCCUCACAGUUUCAAAGUGCUCUGUUUUGGAAGUUCUUGCACACAGUGAGAAUGGUGGAGAUGGGGCAAUUAAGUUUCACAAGCUAAAGUUUCUAAGUUUGGAUAGGCUACCAAAGUUGACAGGUCUUUGCAACACUGCUAAUCUAAUUGAGCUACCACAACUGGUGAAGUGGAUACUUGAUGGCCUUCCUAAUUUCAGUAGCAUUUAUCCUGAGAAAACUUCUGGAACAUCUUCUAUGUCUAGUAGUAUCUCUGCAAUUCAACCUUUCUUUAACAAAGAGAUGCUGAUUCCUAAGUUAGAGAUAUUGAAAAUUCUUAGUAUGGAUAAGCUGAAAGAGAUAUGGCCUUAUCAAUUUAGUAGUAGCCACGAAGUUAAUGCCUGCAUGUUGAGAAAGAUUGAAGUGAAGAAAUGUGAUAAUCUUGUGAAUCUGUUUCCAACCAAUCCUAUGUCUUUUCUGGGUCGUCUGGAAGAGCUUGAUGUUUCUGAAUGUGGAAGCAUUGAAGUGUUAUUUAACAUCGACAUGAGUUGUGUUGGUGAAACUGAAGAAUACAGUAGCAACUUGAGACGCAUUAAAGUAUGUGAUAUGGGGAAGCUAAGAGAGUUGUGGAGGAUGAAAGGUGAAAGUAGCUCUGAUAUCCUGAUCAGUAGCUUUCAAUCUGUUCAAUGUAUAGAAAUAUAUGACUGUGAGAGGUUUGUAAACGUAUUCACACCGACCGUGACCAAUUCUGAUGUGAGAACACUUAUGAAUGUGAGUAUAGAUGGUAGGAGACCUUGUGAAGAAACCAGGAGAAACAUAAAAUUGGUUCGGAAAAGCCAGGAGAUUAAUGUUAUAUCCAAGGCAGGGAUCAUUUCAGAGGGGUGUGGUAAUAUUCCUGACGUUGAAUCCUCAAUUCAUCCCAAACCUAUUCUUCAUCAGCUUCAAGUAAACGGCUGUAAGGAUGUUGAAGUGGUGUUUGAGAUUGAGCGUUCUGGUAGCAGCAGCGGCAACACAGAUUUCACAACAACUCUGCAUAAAUAUAAUCAUCAACCACCAUUACUACUUCCCUCCCUCAAGUAUUUAUAUUUAUUUGAUAUGGAGAGGAUGAGUGAUGUGUGGAAGUGCAAUUGGAAGAAACUUUUAAUUCCUCAAAAUCAAUCACAAACCUCAUUCCACAACCUCACAAUCAUAUACAUGACUAGAUGCAGUAGCAUAAAGUACUUAUUUUCACCUCUCAUGGGCAAACUUCUUCCCAACUUAAAGGAGGUUCAGAUAUAUAGGUGUGAUGGUAUUGAAGAAGUUAUUUCAUAUAGAGAUAUUGAUGAAAAUGAAGAAAUGGCAGGUACAUCUACUCAUACAAACACCAUUUCCUUUCCUCUUCUUGAUGACCUCGUCCUCAGUUCUCUGCCACGCCUAAAGAGUAUCGAUGGCGGUACUACAAUCACAACUACUUCCAUCCAUGAUCAAUUCAAGUGUUCUCAAGUCGGUGUUGCUUCUUGGUUCUUAUGCCAAUACUCCAAAAAGAUUGUUAUAAGUGAUUGUUAUGCCUUGUCAAGAGUGUUUCCGUCCUAUGUAGUGGGACAACUGAAUAAGCUUGAAGAGUUGAGAAUAUCAAAAUGUAAGUCAAUGGUGGAGCUAUUUGAAAGUGAAAGAGUCAAUAAUGAUGGUGUUGAUAGUAUUAGUAAUGUUGGUGAUGGAAGUGAUGAUACUUGUACUACAAUGGCCAUCCCAUGGUCGGCAAAUAGGACGUUGCUUGAAUUUCCCAACCUAACAAUAUUGAAAAUCUAUGACUGUGAACUUUUGGAAUAUAUAUUCACAAGUUGUACGCUUGAAAGCCUCAAGCAACUCAAAGAAUUGACUGUAGCAGAAUGCAAGUCAGUGCAAGUGAUUGUGAAGGAAGACAGAGAGCACACAAAAACAUCUAAAUUUGUAGUCUUCCCUCGUCUGAAGUCCCUUACACUCGCAGAUUUACCAGAUCUCAAGGGUUUCUUUUUGGGGAUGAAUGAGUUCACGUGGCAAGUAUUGGAAAAGGUUGAGAUGCAUGGCUGCCCACAAAUGAUGAUUUUCACAUCUGGUCACUCAAACGCUCCGAAGCUUAACUACAUACACACAGCAUUAGGCAAACAUAGUCUUGAAUGUGGCCUUAACUUCCAUUUGACCAAUGUUACACAUGAGAAUCAACUCCCUAUGUCCUCUACUCCAGAUAUGAUAAAGCUACAUCAGUUGCCUUGGUCUUUUUCAAAUUUAGUUGAAGUAGAAGCACAUGAGUAUGGUGACAAAUUGUUGAAAAGCCGCAUAAUUUUUCCAUGCAACGAGUUGCUUAAUUUGAAGAAUCUUGAAAAGUUUUUUAUUGCCAAUGCUUAUUACUCUGUAAUAGAGGAGGUAUUUGAAGUAGCACAAGGAACAAAUGAUGAUGUGGAUAGUGAAACACAAUCUGUUGUGGUAUUUCCAAAGCUAAAAGAGGUGAUUUUGGUUGGAAUAAGUAAUAUGAAGCAUAUGUGGAAGAGCAAUCGGUGGAUAGUGUUGAACUUUCCAAACCUUACAAAGGUGUCUGUUAAUGACUGUUCACUUCUUGGACACGUUUUCACUUGUUGCAUGGUUGGUAGUCUAUUGCAUCUCCAAGAGCUACAAAUAAGUGACUGCGAGAGUAUGGAUGUGAUUGUCAAGCAAGUUGAAGAUUCCGAAACUACACCGACUGAAGUUGUGUUCCCUUGUCUAAAAUCCAUAACACUUAACAACCUUCCAAAUCUCAAGGGAUUUUGCCUGGGCAAGUCGGCUUUUGAAUGGCCAUCAUUAGAUACUUUGGAAAUCAAAGAUUGUCCACAAAUAAUAGUUUUCACAAAUGGGCAAGCAACUACUCCGGAGCUGAAGUUAAUAAGUACAACUUUCGGAUUGUGUGAUGUUACGGAAGAUCCAACCUCCUUUAUAAAGACCAAACAACAAGAGGGAUGGCAUUGGCUGUAUAGCAUAGCGGGCAGUGACAUCCGAUAGGGCAGUAUGCCAUAACAUCCAACGAACCCAGGUUCUAUCCCUCCCCGGAGAGAUAACAACAACAUCCUUAGCGACCCAGUUUCCCAUUAAGAGGUUUCACUGCUUUGGACAUGGAUAGAACUUGACACCAUUCCCCAGAAACCCUUGGGAAGGGAAAACUGUAGUGUGCCUCCGACUAGUUGAAUUGAACCAUGAGGCUUAUCUGAUCAUUGAAUUGACUUUUUGUCAGGGUUGUUUGCUUACUCUUUCAAUCUGGGUUAUUGAACUUCUAGUUUCAAAUAAUCUCAUGUAUGAUGUGUCCACUUCUUGUAUUUGAUUAAGUUAAGACCAAAUUAGCAAUAACUACACAACUUUUUCUUCAAUGGUUUGUGCAUACUCCACUAUUUUCAAAAGUGCAU
This is a messenger RNA of Lactuca saligna, 5783 nucleotides long. The record is from the annotation of a GenBank genome assembly. Lineage: Eukaryota; Viridiplantae; Streptophyta; Magnoliopsida; Asterales; Asteraceae.